Messenger RNA from Armigeres subalbatus, 1304 nucleotides. RefSeq names its product WD repeat-containing protein 74. The transcript is spliced from 4 exons. Bases 104 to 1285 code for a protein of 393 amino acids. Gene Ontology annotation, molecular function: protein binding. The record is from RefSeq and is a predicted model, not a curated record. Gene Ontology annotation, biological process: ribosomal large subunit biogenesis. Lineage: Eukaryota; Metazoa; Arthropoda; Insecta; Diptera; Culicidae. Gene Ontology annotation, cellular component: preribosome, large subunit precursor; nucleolus.
AUACAACGAAAACAACAGAAGCACGUCGGUUUCGUGUCCUGCGACUUGAUGUUCGCAAAAUAUUUUCGAGUAAUUUUGGAGUGUUAAUAAUUAAUUUAAAGCCAUGAAAUUCUCAACAACCAAUGCAAAAUGCGCGUCCUACGUUGGCAAGCACACUUUAUACAUCGGAACGCACACGGGAUCGUUCAAAAAACUGGAGCCCUUCCAAGAUGAUCCGUACCGGCAGAUGAAUCUGCAGCAAAUCUCCGUUCUGAGCAAAUCAUCCAAGGUAACGUGCUUGGCUUAUGGAAAUAACGAUCAGACGGAAAUUCUGCUUGGCAGGGCAAACCACUUUGUGAAAGUUUUUGAUUGCAACAGCCAGGAAAUCAGUUCCAGCUUCGACGUUGGUGGAGAAGUGGUCGGACUAGGCAGAUCCAAUGGCUGUAUCAUUGCUGGAACUGCCAACGGCACGGUCAAAAUAGUCAAGUCGGAUUCCGUAGAAUUUUCCACCGGAGAAAAUCUCUGCAAGCUGCGGAUUUGCCAGGACGACCCUAAUCUAAUGGUAACCGGUGGGAAACACCUCAAACAAAUCCUCAAAGUGUGGGAUUUGGAAACGCAGAAGGUGACCUUUGCCGCGAAAAACGUCAAAAAGGACAUGCUAGAGCUGGAGCAAAUCGUCUGGGAAAACGACGUGCUCUUCCUAGACAAAAACACCGUGGCAUCUUGUUCGCGACGUGGCUACGUGCGCUUAUACGAUUUGCGUGGCCAGCAGCGGCGGCCAGUGCAAGGCUAUGCCCCACCGGAUGGAAAUGAUGAUCAACUUUCUUUCACUUGUUUGACCGGUCAUAAUGGCUAUCUGUACGCUGGGACUACGACUAUCGGUGCCCGUGCAUUCGAUAUCCGUCGGAUGAAGGAUCACGUUCACGUGUACAAAGGUUUCACCGGCACGGUAACCAGUAUUGAUGUGGAUUCUUCAGGGGGGUACAUAGCUACAUCAUGUCUGGAUAGAUACGUUCGCAUCCACAAUACCCAGAAAACCGCCAUGGUCUACCAGUGCUAUGCCAAGUCGAAACCAACGCAGAUUCUGUGCACGGAUUACAAGGAAAAGACCUCGGAAGUGGAUGAGGAUGAUGAUUUGGUACUCGUAGAGGAUGCUAAAGACGAGGAAGUCGAUUCGGAGUAUGAGGAUAUGUUUGCGAAAAUGCAAACUGUGAGCGAAAAGGUCCCAAAAAAACGCAAAAUGAAUAUUCAGGACGAAACGACAAAAAAGAAUGUUAAUAAGAAGAAAAUUAAGAGAAACAAAUAAACUAUUUUGAUUGUUAGAA